Purpureocillium takamizusanense is the source of this 1111-nucleotide messenger RNA. It is a transcript of the gene RPL24, whose product is annotated as 60S ribosomal protein L24. Gene Ontology annotation, cellular component: cytosolic large ribosomal subunit. Lineage: Eukaryota; Fungi; Ascomycota; Sordariomycetes; Hypocreales; Ophiocordycipitaceae. The transcript is spliced from 3 exons. The record is from RefSeq and is a predicted model, not a curated record. Bases 275 to 757 code for a protein of 160 amino acids. Gene Ontology annotation, molecular function: mRNA binding; structural constituent of ribosome. Gene Ontology annotation, biological process: cytoplasmic translation.
AGGAUGUUGCCCAUCAGAGCAAGCCCCCACUUCGAGAAGGAGUGGAGCAUGUGCGGAGUCACGUGCGCGCACGCUUUCCCUCUUUCCCCCGAGAGACUUAGCGUCUCGCCUGCCCUAGACCGCUUAGUCAUUGCCACACACCUCCAAUUCGAGGAAAUUGAAGGCGGCACCCGCUCUGCGAGCCGCUCAACUUUUCUGAACAACCCGCCAGCCACUAUACGGUCAACCGACACAACACCUUGUCGCCCCCGAUCAACCCGACAACAGCGACAAGAUGCGUACCUACGACGAUACCUUCUCGGGCCAGAGAAUCUACCCCGGCAAGGGUAAGAUCUACGUCCGUGGCGACAGCAAGGUGUUCCGAUUCCAGAACGGCAAGUCGGAGUCGCUCUUCCUGCAACGAAAGAACCCCCGCCGCAUCGCAUGGACCGUCCUGUACCGCCGACAGCACCGCAAGGGUAUCUCUGAGGAGGUUGCCAAGAAGCGCACGCGCCGAACCGUCAAGGCCCAGCGCGCCAUCGUCGGUGCCUCGCUCGAUGUGAUCAAGGAGCGCCGCAGCAUGCGGCCCGAGGCCCGGUCCGCCGCCCGCGCCCAGGCCAUCAAGGAGUCCAAGGAGAAGAAGAACGAGGCCGCCGCCGCCAAGAAGGCUGAGAAGGCCAAGAACGCCUCGCUGGCGUCCAAGGGCCAGACCCAGCGGAACGUCAGCAAGCAGGGCGCCAAGGGCGCGCCCGUCAAGGUCGCUGCCCGGACUCGCUAAGUCCUGUCCUGAGGGGCGGGCGCCGAGCGAGCGAGAGGCGGAUGCGAAUUGCGACGGGGCAAAAUCGAAAGGACAGUGGUGGGAGUCCGUGGUUCUUGUGUCUUUCCGGCCGGUUCUUCAUCUCGGGUGCAUGGAAUGCCAUAGGGCGCAUUGGUAGUUGACAGCAAAUGACAAACCGAUGCAAUGGUCAAGGCGUUGAUUACCGUCUGGCGUGGCUUGGCAGAGCAGCCCCGGACGAGGGUGCCUUUGCGUGCUACUCUACAGGUGAUGACGCUGCCUCGCGGGGCACAUAUUGUGACAAACAGUGAUGUAGCAGGAUACGCGUACAAAGGGGAGACGGAAGCUCGACUUGUC